This is a messenger RNA of Parasteatoda tepidariorum (common house spider), 1697 nucleotides long. NCBI's taxonomy places the organism in Eukaryota, Metazoa, Arthropoda, Arachnida, Araneae, Theridiidae. The record is from RefSeq and is a predicted model, not a curated record.
GAGAUCUUCUCCGUGGCGUUAUCCUAAGUUAUCAUCUUAUAAUUUAUUUUCAUUUGUAUAUUUUAAAAUUUUCUUUUCAGUAUUUGAAACUUAAUGGCUUACUAAAUGGUUUGUCUGAAUUCACUUUUUCUACACUUUAAAUUAGUAAUGAAGGAAAAAGAUAAUUUCUGACAAAAAUUUUCUAUGGUUGUAUGGUGUCCUCUUAAGAUUAAACAUCCAUUAAAAGGCACUAAAAGUGAUUUAAUUAUUUCAGCGGAUGAUUCGAAACCAUUGUAUUUAAAAGUCCAUACUCUACUCUAAAGUACGAUUAAAUUAAGAAACACUUUUAAGUACAUCAUGCUCAAACUUGUUGUUUAUUUAAAAUCAACUAGUGUUUGGCAGUAGUGUAGUGACAAAUUUAAUGCCUACUUAAGAGUAAACAUCCAUUAAAAAGCACUAAAAGUGAUUUAAUUAUUUCAUCGGAUGAAGUAUUCGAAACCAUCGCAUUUUAGAGAGCAAUAAUUUAGUUUCAGAUAGCGACGAUGUGUGGCGCUCCUUCCCAGUAAACAUACAUCAUUGUUAAAAUCAAACGCCAUAUUUCGUACACAUAUCCUGCUUUUCUUUUUUAACAUCGUUUGUGGUAACAAAUCUACAGAUGCGUGUUUAAUGCGUUAAAGCAUUCCUAAAAUGUAUGAGAGUGCAAAACACUGGGUUUUUAUGUGUUUCAGAAUUCCAUGUUUGAUCAUAGCCAUGUUUGCAUCUUUUCCUAAUGGAUAUCAUUUCAAAGAUAUACCCGAGAUACAGAAGUUUUCUUUCCAAGAAAAUAUACUCGAAGGUAAAAUAGUUUCUGUUACAUGUUUGGCUAUUACGAGAUCAAAAUCCGUCGACUUCAAAUGGUUCAAAAACGGCAAAGAAUUGUUGAAUGCCGUUCGCAAUGUGAAAAUCAGAGAAGACAGUGAAUAUUCCAUUCUUAUUCUUGACCCCGUCUCUGCAGACGACAGUGGAAAUUACACCUGCAAAGCUUCCAAUGCUCACGGCUCAUCACAACACACGGCAUACUUGAGUGUGAAGGCGCCUCCGAAGUGGGUGGAGACCCCCAAUGACAUUUUUGCAACUGUCAGAGACUCCCUAAUAGUCACGUGUUCAGCACAAGGCUCUCCGUUGCCCAGGAUAAGUUGGAAAAAAUAUUCAAAUAACAGGAAUGAAAACUUGACAAGCCAUGAGCAGUUACGAGUAGAAGAUAGAAUAGUUCAUCUUUUAAAGUUCUCAUCUCUCUCUUAUGAUGAUGACGGAUCGUAUCAAUGCAUCGCUGACAAUGGAAUUCAACCUUCCCUCGUCUCUAACUUUACUCUUUCUGUACGCGGUAUGAGAUUUCUACUUAUGUCCCUGCCCACAUUAUUAAACUCACUCUAAGAUUCUACGCGAUAUCUUAAUUAUCAGGUGAUAGUAUAAUACAGCUUUAUUGUUUUUACGAGACAGUUUGCACUUGAUUACCUUCGCGUAUCAACUUGUUAAAUUAGACGAUACAUAAUAUAAAUUCGAUGAUUGGAUAAAUUGGACGAUACAUUAUGUAAAUAUAGAACGUUUAUUAUAUCAGUAUAUCAUAAUAAUUAGUCCAAAUUAUGAGACGCUCUGUAGUGCUCCAAUAAUGACUUGUUUUGCACGAGUUAAUAGGCAAUACCAUUUUAUUUAAGCAUACAUGUAAUGGGUGUUAAUUC